Molecule: messenger RNA, 843 nt
Organism: Peronospora matthiolae
Lineage: Eukaryota; Oomycota; Peronosporomycetes; Peronosporales; Peronosporaceae
Source: the annotation of a GenBank genome assembly
AUGAGACGGUUCCAGCGCAAGACGCAGCCGCAGCACGCGCAAAACGAGACUGACGAGGAUUCGCCACCGAGAGGGCAGCGAAAUGCAUUCGACUUGCCCCCGCCUCUGCUUCUGCUGCUGAAUUCCAUCCAGACCAUGGACCGAAAACCGCCUGUCACACUCGCGCUUGGCGGGGUCAUGUACAUGUUGCAUGUAGUUGGGACUCGAACACCGUCGCUGAUUCUACCUUUUGCACUGUGUCCUGGACAAGUCGUGGCGAACAAAAGUAUUGGAGCGGUUUUCAUUGCACCUUUUAUCCAUAUGGAGGAUCUGCAUCUCUACCAGAGCUUAGUGUCGUUCCUUUGGAAGGGGUACCAGCUUGAGGGAAGGCUUGGAAGCAUUGGCUUCUGUGUGCUGUUGAUCUACCUCAUCGUUCUAUCGCAAGCAUUCAUUUUGGUUGGAGCGCACGUGAUAUCAUGGGGGGCAAUGUACGAGUGCUUUACGGGGCUCUCCGGUGUGCUGAUAGCGAUGAAGGCGAUUUUGACCGUUGACUCGCCAACGUUUACUGAAUUGCACAGCUUUAUGGUGCCCACAAAAUAUGCCGCAUGGCUGGAGCUGCUUGUUACUUACCUCUUUGUCCCAAAGCUGCCAUUAUUGGCCCAAGCUGCUGGACUUACUUCAGGAUACAUCUACAUUAUGGCCCCAAAUGCAGACGCGCUGGUCGGUAGUGCAUCACGCAUGAUUCGAAAUUUGCUGAUUCGAGCAGGGUUUGUUAAACGACCACUUCGGUGGUGGCAAGUAUGGCCAAGAUUUAUGAACACGCUCCGACGACGGAAGCAGCAGCGAGCAGCACGAAAGGCAUAG